GCCCAUUUCCCAGAUGGGUGAGGGGAGGUUUUCUCUCCACUUUCGUUCCUUUUCUCAGCCUAAGCUUCUAGGUCUUUUCCCAUCAAAAACGUAGGGAGGGCAAGCCACAACGCCUGCCCCCGCCCCGCCAACUCAGGAAUGUCUCUGAAUUGAUCACUUUCCUGGGAAUCAGUGCUGCUGCCCGCCGCCACCCCAUCCCGCCUCGCCCCAGCCUUCCUGACCCUUCCUGCGAGGGCCUGUUCUGCUCCUGGUUCCUAGGCCGCUAACUGAAGGGAUGCUCUCAGCCUCCCCAGGGCAGUGGCUGAUCAAUUUAAGCUGAGGAAACGGAGGCACGGACCGAUUUUCGAGCGUACACCGCUGGGGCCCAGGAUGGGGCGCCGAGCUCAACAGGAGUCCGCUCAAGCCGAGAACCAUCUCAGUGGCAAGACGGCCUCUUCCCCUCUGACUGCAGAGACUCCCCCUCCCAAGCCUCCCCGCCGGCAAGGAGGCUGGGCCGACUACUCCAUGAAGGCUUUCAAGUUGGGAAGGAAGGCUUCUGAAGAAAUAGAAGAUCACCGCCUCAGACAGCAGAGCCUGGAUGGAUCAGAUGAUGGAGGAGAUAUUCCUGUUAUUCCAGACCUAGAAGAGGUACAGGAGGAAGACUUCGUUUUGCAGGUGGCAGCCCCUCCCAGCAUCCAGGUAAACCGGGUGAUGACUUACCGUGACCUGGACAAUGACCUCAUGAAGUAUGCAGCCUUCCAGACCUUGGAUGGAGAGAUCGACCUGAAGCUCCUCACCAAAGUCCUGGCGCCGGAGCACGAGGUGCGAGAGGACGAUGUCAGCUGGGACCGGGACCGUCUGUACGCAGAGGUGUCCUCAGAGCUCCUCAGUGAGUGGGACCUGCUGCACGCGGACAAGGAGGACCCCGGGGGACCGUCCACACACACCUGAGCUCCGGGGGUCAGCAGACGCUCUCCUGCAGGCGGUCACCUCUGCCAUAAACCUAAAACGAAGGAAGCUUGCCAGCAGCUUAGAAUUUUUAUACGGACCAUUUUGUAAUAAAAAUAACUAUUUUCAGUGGGCCA
Messenger RNA from Sus scrofa (pig), 1064 nucleotides. NCBI's taxonomy places the organism in Eukaryota, Metazoa, Chordata, Mammalia, Artiodactyla, Suidae. The record is from RefSeq and is a predicted model, not a curated record.